Messenger RNA from Hyalella azteca, 4725 nucleotides. RefSeq lists its product as uncharacterized. The transcript has a single exon. Bases 103 to 3786 code for a protein of 1227 amino acids. The record is from RefSeq and is a predicted model, not a curated record. NCBI's taxonomy places the organism in Eukaryota, Metazoa, Arthropoda, Malacostraca, Amphipoda, Hyalellidae.
AUUGUUAUCCUUGUAGGGCAAGACAUAUAUUAUUGGAUUAUUAUCCUGAGCAUUGACAGUUGUGCAUGUUUAUUAAUGUGAAUUAAAAAAAUUAAGGACUAUAUGCAGCAGACAGUUUUGAUGGCUGAUCAAGGAAAAUUUUAUACUCUACCUCAAUCUGAGCCCAUGCAACUCACUGUCAAUACAUCCCCAAAAACCUCAAACUCCCAAAUGAAUUGUAUUUCACAGAAAGUUCCUGUAGUGCAACCAGGAGGAACCAAAGUAAAAUCUAAAAUACAGUGUCUAAUUUGUAGCAAAACUUUUCACACAUCGCAUCAGUUUGAGAUUCACUAUAGGAAUCACACAGGUGAGAAACCAUUUAAAUGCAAGGAAUGUGAUGCCCAGUUUACAGGCAAAAAUCGGCUUGUGCUGCACAUCAGGAAGCAUACAGGUGAGCGUCCAUACAUGUGUGGCAUUUGUCAUCAGAAAUUCCAACAAACUGCCCAUCUCAAAGUUCACAUGAAAAAACAUUCAGCAGAGAAACCGUACAAGUGUUCUCAGUGUUCUAAGUGCUUCAAGCAUUGCCAGUCAUUAAAAAUUCAUAUUUUGGAACAUUCUGACAACUGGGAGUUCAAGUGCCAGGAAUGUGAUAAAUUAUUCACUACAUCUCUAAAGUUGAAGAAACAUAGUAAAGUUCAUUCAGGUGGUAAACUCUUUCAGUGUAAUAAGUGUAACAAGCAGUUCCGAGAUGCUGCAUAUGUUGCCAAACAUCAGUCAAUGUUCUGUGGUAAUGAUGGUUAUAAAAAAAGGUGGAAGAACAAUCGCAUCAUUUGUAAAUCAAAGAAGCGCGCCUGCACUGUACCUACUGAGAAUGGAGAAGAUGGCGUUUGUAAAGCGCCUAGGUCUCGUGGUAGACCACUUGGCUCAAGAAAUCGGAGGAACAGAAGAAGAAAAGCAAAAAUUGCUGUUGCCUCUGAGUCAGAUGUUGAGUUUGAGGACCUUUUGAAAGAGAGUAAGGAUGUUGUUGCCAGCAAUAACAGCAUUGCUCAUGAGUCUGCUGACAAGGUUUUCAAUACCAAUAAAGAUCCUCCAUUCAGUCUGGAUGAAAUAAUAAGUAACAAUGAUGAUAAUGACUCAUCUAUUGGUUACAUUGAUUUGUCUUUCAAAUCAAUUCAAAAUUCCUUAAAUUUUAAGCACAAUGAAGUAAAUAUCGUCACUGACUCAAUCCAGUCUCAGCGUAAAUAUCAUGACAAACCUGACACGAUCAAAUUAUCAAUUGCUGUGAAGAAAUCGGAAAUAGCCUCAACUUCCAAAGGAACGCACAAACAAGCUCUUAAUUCUCAAAUUAUCUCGUCACAACUCCCAAUUUCUCACUCCUCUUCAACGACUGUAGAAGAGAAAGCAAGCACCGCGGUGUACGCAACCUCUUGCUCCACUUCUGUGGUGAACGUGAUUUCCACCUCGUCCUUAGAGUCCGUUGGCGGAUCACGAGCUAUUGCUGCACAUGAAAUGGAAUCCAUGUCGUUACUGCAUCCUGUGAAUAAUCGUUAUGGCGCAGAAACUCGGUCUGCUGUCCAUAAUACAGCCAUUUCUCACAGACUGUCACAAGGUACAUCACGGCUAUGCAAUGCCGAACAGGCGAGCAACUCAGCCGUGCAGCAACAGAUAAAAUUUUCACCUCUACAACGCACACAGCAACAACAACAGUCAUUGAACAUGAUUGAUCAACCGUUACAGAACGAUGAUAAAAGUCAGGAACUGAGGGGAGUUUUCCCACAAUCAAUGCCCCAGCCGGACCAGCAGCAGGAGCUCACUCUCCACCCCUCCAAAAGUAGUCCACAACAGAGAGCGCUUCAGCAACUACAGUCGCACCAUACAGUGCGGCUGCAACAGCAUCAACAGCAAUCUCACCAUCAACAGCAACCACAACAUCCGCAGCACGAGAUGCUCAUCCAAAGUCACCACAAUCAUGCCGAUCAUUUGUUGCAGAAUUUGCCUCAAUCAUUAGCCGUAUCAUCCAAUGGACUCGUCGGGCUGCACAAGAGCGUACCCAGCUUGAGUGGACCUCAGUGUCAGCACAAGAGUCAGUCAUCAGCACAGCUGCAACCAAUGGUUCAAAUGACAGAUAAUAUGUUUGAAGAUCAUUCUGGCUCUGGUAAUCUUAACCAAGCCAACUUUGCCAAUUCAUAUCCUGUGCUGCCAACUUCGUCACAUGGACACAUCGAUUCGAAUUCUUUGAUGAACUACUCUUACUCUGAUAACGUCAAAGACUUCUUCAAUUUGUCAGUUCUAGCAGCUUCAUAUGACCCAAAUCUUCCCGUAGAUUUACAAGACAGUGCUCAAAAUUUGCCUAUAUCUCUUGAUUUAUCAGUACACAAUAAUUUACAGAAUUUGACUCAGAAUCCUCAAAAUCUGAGUAUCACCCACAACGUUAACAAUUUGCACCACUCGAUGUCUGCUGUCGCUGAAAGUAUCGGCGGAGCGCCGCAAAAUGUUACAAUUCCUCAAUCAUAUGACGUUCCUCAAAGUUUGGGUGUGGUUACGAACACCCUAAGACCGCCACCCCCGUUCUCUUCCCACUCUCACACUGACGCUUCUAUGCCGCACGAUCUUUCCCUUAUUCAUCAAAAUGCGUUUGCACAGAAUCUUAGCAAUGAAUCAGAUAACAACAGCGUUCAGAAUUACUCACGCUUGAAUGCGACUAGUAUGAUGCCGCAAAAUCUCAACAAUUUUGGUAUUCCUCAAAACCUUUGUUCAUUGCAAAACUCUAGUCCCAUGAUUCAGAAUAUAAGUUCUAUUCCUUCAAAUUCACAAAAAUUCAAUCUAAAUUCUCUUCCUCAAAAUCUAAGCACUAUGUCUGAUACUCUAGCACCUCUAGCUCUUAACAUUCCUCUACUUCAACACGAUUCGAUGCCCCAAAAUUUAACUGCUCAGAGAUUGUCUUCGUUAUCUCAUAAUUCGUCAAAUUUUCCAUUAUACUUACCUCAGUCUAUACCUCAGAACCUGAGUCUUCAAAACGAUUUUGCGGAAUCUUAUUCGAGCAAUUCUAAUAAUUUAAUGUUGUCUGCUACAGCACACGACCUGAGCACUCCGCAAAACCUCUCAAAUCAUACCAAUAUAAAUCACGUGCCUGGUACUGCCCAGCUCACUGACGAUUUACUUCAACCUCAAAAUCUUUCUCAAAGCCAUUCUUCACAACCUGAAAACCUUUCUUUGCCCCAGAAUUUAUCCUUGCAGUCUUCGGACAAGAAGAAUUCUUGUAUGUCGCAGCCGCAGAAUCUGUGUGUAACGAGUAAUGCCAUGGCAUCCAACAUCCUACAUAAGGGCAUUUCACUCCCUAGUGUUGCAUGCCAGGUAGCAUCGAUUAACCAGAAUUCUUUUCAAGGGCAAUCUUCUAUUUUGUCAAGUGUGGAUGGCGUAGACCGUUCUAUAAGCUCCGAAGAUAUCAGGAAUUCCGGAUCGUUGCACGGACGACUAGAUGGCUUACCCAUGAAUCUUAACACACCAAUACCUUCCAUUUUGUCUAACCCCUACAGCGCCCAUCUAAACUCAUCCGGUAAUAACAACCAGUUCAGCAUGCAACAAAGUCUUUCCAUACAAGCUUCUUAUAACAACAUUGACAUGGGAUUGACGUGUUCCAUGUCAGAAGAUCACAGCCAAAAGUUUGGUGUGCCCCAAAAUUUGUCUCACCCCGGCAAGCUUAAACAAUACAUAGAAGAUCUCUCGUGUCAUUCGAAGCUAAAUUCCACGCCUGAUAAUAUUCCUCAAAAUUUAUCCAUUGAUGCACAACCGCAUAAUCUUGCAUAGUUAAUGUCAGGGCUGAGCAAAUAAAUAUUUCGCCUUGCAAAUUCAACUGAUGCUCUAUUUCAGUGUCUCUUAAUUGGUCGUGCGUAUGUUGGUUAGGUAAUACAGAUAUUAACAUUAUCUAGGAAACCUCAAGAGUUACGUCUAGUGUCAAAGUCUUGUGAUAAGACGUUCAGACGUAGUCAAAAUAAGACGUUUGUCAAAAAUAAGAUGCAUAAUAUAUUGAAACACGAGUGCACUGAUUGUUUUUUCUGUACUGAGACAAUUAGUAUAAUUGUAACUAACCGAUUUCGUAUUAUAUUUGACAAGGAUUUCAAAUCGAUAGCUCGCGAGCUAUCGAUAUGAAUAUAAUCGUACUUGAUAAUUUCUUUCAUACAAUGUAUACAGCAAGUGCUUACUGGCUUAAAAUUUUGAUACUAAUGAUGAAUUGUAUUAAAUUCUUUGCGCUGGAAUGUUGAUCGCAUUCAAUCCAUUGAUUUCAAUCCAUCGCAUUCGGCGCCUUGAUUUCUUUGACUCGGAAUCAAACUUUUGCAUUACCAAUGUCGGAGACAAUGGAGUCCAAGAUACUGAGUGAUGAAAGCUCACGAUUGACAUGUACCUUGACUAACUGCCAUUAGUAUAAAAUUUCUAAUGUGUUCCAAUUCUUUUGUAUCUACAGUGAAUGUGAAGCCUACCGAUGUGACAUGAAAAAUUCAAAAUUUUUAUGCUCUACUAUGAAAAUUCGAUGUUGGCUUGGUAGUUUUACCUUCACCUGCAUAUAAAUUAUUGAGUUAGUCCUUAUUUUACGCUUGAAAUUUUCAUUUGUUAAAUGUGCAUAUACAUAUCGUCUACAAUACAAUAUCAUGUAUUAUCGAAUAAUUUGAAUAAUUGUAUCUUUAGUUGUUCAUCCACAAACCCUUGUGAUAUCGUUGCAUAGAGUAAGGUUGCAAAUAAAUUUGAGAA